Molecule: messenger RNA, 1747 nt
Organism: Owenia fusiformis
Lineage: Eukaryota; Metazoa; Annelida; Polychaeta; Sabellida; Oweniidae
Source: the annotation of a GenBank genome assembly
GGUGAAAGAUACUGUCAGAGAUACUAAAGACCUUUUGGUGAAGGUGUUAGAUGGAGAUAAUGAAGCUGCCAGUCUGCUUGCUGAAGCUGUCCACGCUACAAUUGAGGUGGAGAUAGAUCCACAGAUCAAACAGUUAGAACAGGAUGUACCCCUUGAUCAAGUUGGUGUGUGGAUUGAUCCUAUUGAUGGUACCUACCAGUACAUCAAAUGCUUUGAUGGAGUCCUAGAAGAGAAUGGUGUGUACACCAAAGGUUCUCAGUGUGUCACUGUUCUCAUAGGUGCCUACAAUAAAACAACAGGCAGACCUUUCCUUGGCGUUGUCAAUCAGCCAUUUUACCAGGAGAAUUAUGAUACUAAACAAUGGAGUGGUAAAUGUCACUGGGGAGUGUCGUAUCAGGGUUUAAACCUAUCCUCCUUGAAGAAACUGACCUCAGACCAAAUAAAACACUCAGUAGUAUUAAGCACUAGUGAAUCUGAUGAAAUCAAAUCAAAACUCUCCGAUAACUAUCAUGUUUGUUAUUCGGCUGGAGCAGGGUAUAAGAUUCUGAUUGCAGCACAAGGAUUAGUGGACGCGUAUUAUAACUCUAUGAUGACUAUUUAUAAAUGGGACACAUGUGGCCCGCAUGCAUUACUCCUUUCCUUAGGUGGAGGUAUGAUAGAUGGCACUAAACUCCUGGAAUAUGUUAAACUGAACAACAUUGAUGUUGUGAGAAUUGAUAAAGAUUUAGUAGAUCAGUUUGAGAUCAAAUAUGACAAGCCUGAUUGUAAUCAUCAAGAUCGAGAAGAAGAUCGUUUGUGGUCUAAUACUGGUGGGAUUGUCACCUAUAACUCUAUAGAGACAUUGAGAGAUAUAGUAUCUACCCUCAAGAAGUAAUGCCAUUUAAGAGUAAUAUCAAGAAAAAAUAUUCUGAAAAUAAUGUAUUUUUGUAACCAUGGUUAUCAUGAUGUCAUACUACUUAGAGAACAAUUGGCUUAUGAAUUUAGACAAUUAAAAAAUUUGGAGAAAUAUACCCUCUGUGUAUGCUUUAAGCUAUAGUAGAAUAAUCUAAGCAAUUAUACAAGCAAUCUGAUUUGUCAGAGCAUCUUUAAAAUAGUUUAAGUUAUUGUGUAAUAUUUACUUUUAUCAAUAGUCGGUAUGAUUUAAACUAAAAAAGGUAAAACAUACCAAUACAAAAGUUGGCCAGUGUUGUAGUCAUGUAGUGGAAGGUCAAAAAUUGUCCAUAUUAUUGUGCAAUGCUAAAUGCAAUAUGUAAUGCAAAGUGCAAGUUGUGAUAUAUUUAAUGUCUUACAUUUAUUCAUUAUAUAUUUUUAUGAUAAAGCUGUUUAUUUUUAAUAUUGUGAGGUUAUAACUGUUAGGCUUUUACAAAUAAAUGUUUGUUUAGCAGUGCAUAUACCAGGCCAUUCCAAAACCGUUGUUGACAUUGUUGAACCCUCUUCUCAACUUCUUCGUAUUUUUUAUUUUUAUUUUGACAUAUCUCUACCAUUUGCAAUUAAAAUGAUAAUAUAAGCCAGGUCAGUUGUCCCAUUUUUGAUUUAUUUUUUUAUUGAAAAAUAUUUUUUCUCUAAAUUAAAAUCAUUUCUUCAGAAAAAUCCUGUUAAACGAACAUUUACCCUGUAGGGGCCUUAUUGUUGUAGUUAUGUUCCAGUCUAUGAGGUUACAAGAGUGAAGUAAUGCAUGUUUUAUUAUAUACAGGGUUGACAUGUCAUGUAGGAUUUCAAAUAUUCUAGUUAUUGUAUAUCUUUCUUC